This is a messenger RNA of Apaloderma vittatum (bar-tailed trogon), 3207 nucleotides long. It is a transcript of the gene BMP2K, whose product is annotated as BMP2 inducible kinase. The record is from RefSeq and is a predicted model, not a curated record. The transcript is spliced from 15 exons. Gene Ontology annotation, molecular function: ATP binding; protein kinase activity. Bases 55 to 3207 code for a protein of 1050 amino acids. Gene Ontology annotation, biological process: protein phosphorylation. Lineage: Eukaryota; Metazoa; Chordata; Aves; Trogoniformes; Trogonidae.
UCAACUGUUUUUCUGGUUCGUACCCAUGGUGGCAUACGUUGUGCACUGAAACGAAUGUGUGUUAAUAGUGUGCUGGACCUGAAUAUAUGCAAGAGAGAAAUUACAAUUAUGAAAGAGUUAUCUGGGCACAAGAAUAUUGUGAGCUAUCUGGAUUGUGCUGUGAACUCUCUAAGUGAUAACGUUUGGGAGGUGCUCAUUCUCAUGGAGUACUGUCGAGCUGGGCAAGUUGUGAAUCAGAUGAAUCAGCGUCUGCAGACAGGCUUUACUGAGUCAGAAGUUAUGAGAAUAUUUUGUGAUACGUGUGAAGCCGUUGCCCGGUUGCAUCAGUGCAAAACACCUAUAGUUCACCGGGAUCUGAAGGUGGAGAAUAUAUUGUUAAACGAUAGCGGCGACUAUGUUCUCUGUGAUUUUGGCAGUGCCACUAACAAGUUUCUUAAUCCUCAGCAAGAUGGAGUCAAUGUGGUUGAAGAAGAAAUUAAGAAGUAUACAACGCUGUCGUACAGAGCUCCCGAAAUGAUCAAUCUUUAUGGAGGAAAGCCCAUUACUACCAAGGCGGAUGUCUGGGCUCUUGGCUGCUUGCUGUAUAAACUUUGUUUCUUUUCGCUUCCCUUUGGAGAAAGUCAAGUUGCCAUUUGCGAUGGAAGCUUUACCAUUCCGGACAACUCCCGAUACUCUCCUAGUAUACACUGCUUGAUAAGAUACAUGCUUGAACCAGAUCAAGAACAGAGACCUGAUAUCUUUCAAGUAUCUUACUUUGCCUUUAAACUUGCUAAAAAGGAUUGUCCAGUGUCUAACAUGAAUAAUUCUCCUCUUCCUUCAACUCUUCCUGAACCCAUGACAGCUAGUGAGGCUGCUGCUAGAAAAAGCCAGAUAAAAGCAAGAAUAACAGACACUGUUGGACCAACAGAAACCUCAAUUGCACCCCGACAAAGACCAAAGGCCAACGCAAGCACUGCUACUUCUAAUGUGCUGACGAUUCAGAGUUCAGCAACUCCAGCCAAAGUACAAGUCCCUGGUGAAUUUGGUCAUCGUGGACAAAGAGGAGCCACACGCCCAGGAACCGGACAGGAGAUGUUGCAGUCCCAAGGGACGAACCAGCACCCCCCGCCGCAGAACAGGGUUCUCCAGCAGCUGCAGCAAGGCGACUGGAGGCUGCAGCAGCUGCACCAGUUACACCAGCAGCAGCCCAGCAUUCAGGAUGCUUACCUUCAGCAGUAUCAACAAGCAAUGCACCAGCAGAUGGUCCAGCAGCAGCUGUUGAUGCAGUCUGUGUACCAGCAGCAACCCUCCCAAUCGCAGUAUCCUGCUAUGGUGCAGCAAUAUCACCAGGUUCUCCUGCAGCAGCAGAUGCUUGCUCAACAGCAGCAGCGGUCGCGACAGGCACAGUCUCCGGAAUAUAUCGCUUCUCCACAAGACUUCUCGCCAGCCUUAAUCUCCUACCCCGGGUCCCUUCCAGUGCAUGCUGGAACAGUGGCGGACUCUCCCUACCCUGCAAGCAGGUCAGGUAUUCCUGAUGCCGAAGCAAUUGAGGGCUACCCGAAGCAGAGCAUCAAUAACCCGCCUGAUAUGUCAGGCUGGAACCCGUUUGGAGAGGAUAAUUUUUCCAAGUUGACAGAGGAGGAGCUACUGGACAGAGAGUUUGACCUGCUGAGAUCAAACAGGCUGAUGGAAAGGAGAGCAUCUUCAGAUAAGAAUGUGGAGCCACAUUGUGCCCCACAGAAAAAUCCUCCUGAAGAUCCCUUUGGUUCUGUUCCUUUCAUUUCUCACCCAGGUUCCCCUGGAAAACAAGCGGAUAACUCAUCCAGCAAUCAAAGAAGUAACUUAGGGACCCCGACCAAGGCUGGAAAACUGAGCCAUGCUUUUAGAGAUCCGCGGCCUGGGAGGAAAGCUGCAGAGAGACAAGAGACAAAAGGUGAGGAUGAGUCAGAGAGUGAUUUUGAGUCUGAUCCUCCUUCUCCCAAGAGCAGCGAGGAAGAAGAAGAACAGGAGGAUGAGGAAGUCUUGCAGGGAGAGAACGGAGACUUCAAUGAUGACAAUGAUACGGAACUGGAGAACUUAGGCCACCGACCUCUCCUCAUGGAUUCUGAGGAAGAGGUGGAAGAAGAGGAGGAAGAGAAGCAGAGUUCUGACUCCGAUUCUGAUCGUAACAAGCAAAAAACUGCGGAAGGGCUCCUGAGUGGUAGCUGCAGAGACGGUGUGGGCAGCGGUGAAAUCAAGGAACGCAGCUCCACACAUAUGUGCGUGUCAGAGGUGCUAGGCACCGUCCUCGAGGCAAACCCUGGCCAAGAAUUUGAUGUGUUUGGGGCGGUGCCCUUUUUCACUCUGCAGCCUCAGGCAAAGGAGAAGUUGGAGAAGGGGACUUCUCCUCAGGUGGCUUUUCCCAGCCUGAACCAAGAGCAGGAUGACUUUGACGUUUUCACAAAAGCCCCCUUCAGCAAAAAGGUAUCUCGGCAAGAUGGCCAGCUAGUGGGAACCGAGCCUCUGCUCUCCCCCCCCUCCCCACGGAGCCUCGAUAUUUUUGGCUGCACCCCGUUUCAGCCGUCCCUUCUGCCCAAGAGCGGUGAGAGUAAAGAGGACCUGUUUGGGCUGGUUCCUUUCGAGGAGAUUGCGGCGAGUCAGCAGCAGCAGAAGGUGAAGCAGCAGCGGAACCUGCAGAAACUGUCUUCCCGCCAAAGGCGCAUGAAACAGGAGGUCUCGAAGAACAACGGCAAGCGCCAUCACGGCACCCCAACCACCACGAAGAAAGCCUUGAAACCCAGCUACCGCACGCCGGAGAGAGCCCGCCGGCACAAGAAAGCAGGCCGCAGGGACUCGCAGAGCAGCAACGAGUUCCUCACCAUCUCGGACUCCAAAGAGAACAUCAGUGUCACGUUGGCCGACAGCAAAGACCGACCCAACCCACUGCAGGCAGACGAAGGUCUGCUGGAUCCUUUUGGAGCCAAACCCUUCCACCCACCGGACUUGAUGCGGCAUUCCCAGCAUCAAGGGUUUGGCGACGGCCGUGGGGAUCACGGUGCGGUGGUGGUGGCCGGAAGACCUUGGCAGAGCUCCUUGCACGGAGCGCUUCAUGGUGGGGACGGGCUGAAAACGGACGAUUUUGGUGCGGUACCUUUCACAGAACUGGUUGUGCAGAGCGUGCAAAGCCAGCAGCAGCAGGCGCUAGAGUUAGAUCCCUUUGGAGCAGCUCCCUUUCCUUCCAAACAGUGA